Messenger RNA from Pocillopora damicornis (cauliflower coral), 1527 nucleotides. RefSeq lists its product as uncharacterized. Lineage: Eukaryota; Metazoa; Cnidaria; Anthozoa; Scleractinia; Pocilloporidae. The record is from RefSeq and is a predicted model, not a curated record.
AAAAUCUUGUAACUAUAUUUCCGAGCUCAGAUUUUGUAGGAGCCGCGCAAAAUUCAUCCCACGACAUUCAUCACCAAGCGAGUAAAUAUUUUUUCAAUAGACACCUGGAGAUAUGAUUAUUUGAUGUAUGUUGUGGAAGGAUUAAUUGGUUGCUGAUGGCCGUUUAUACGGCAUGAUGAGAAAUCGGAAAUGUUUACUUGGCAAUAAACCACCUGCAAACAGAUAAGCACCAUUAUACCUUGACAAGUUCGUUUUAUUUUGCAGCCUACGGGUGAGAAAUAACCAAUAAAAAACCAAUUGAGUAAAAAUGUCGUGAUUUUCCUACCAUGUUCGUGACAAAUUUUCUUAACCUGUUGGCACAAAGACAUGUAAUAUAAGUUUCGGAAACAAUGGAACGUUACCAGGCCGGUUUCAUUAUUUUACAGGGUUCGGGAACGAUCUCUCUGGAACAACAGGAUAUCAAACUUGCUAAUCUCAAUUUCGCAAUAAACAUUCACUUAGUUUUAUUUAAUUUGUAGAACAAUGAAAACAUAUUUUUUUACAAGUUUGAUCUUACGCCGUUUAUUUUUCGGUGUCAUUGGUCCUGUAAUUUCCAAAAGCUAAUUAAGUUUACACGCCGUAAACGCUGCCAAAUGUCACAACAUGCCUAUCUCUGACCUUCAACCUUAAGUCCUUUUGACGUAAUUGGCUCCAACAUCUACAUAUAAAGGCUCCACUUUGUGAAUUGGGUGUAGAAUAUCUAGCUUAAAGCGAGACAGUAUUCACGUCCGCAUCGAAAGGGUCAACAAAUUGUCGAAUCCAGAGGAAAGAGAGUCUAUGGCUUGUCUUAAAGAAAUCGCUACGUUUUUGUUUCUUGGGUUCUUGCUGGAUUUCUCAAGAGCAAGAUAUAAUGAUAAACAGCUCACAGCGUUCGGCACAGACCAAAACAUCGAUAGAACUCAAGAGUCGUUGAUACUCAAUUCAUGGAUGGAAUCAGAGAGAGUGACUUUUGGAAGGUUGAAACGUCAAAUUAAAUCAAAGAAGAGGACCUCGAGAUAUCGUUUGCCAUACUUCCCUCUAUAUCCAAUAGACCUACCAGAGUGUAAAGACAAGGAACGUGAAGCAAAGAGUGGAAUGUGUAAAUCCUGGGCAAAGUCUGAUUACUGUAAAAAAGCAAAGUCCGUGAUGGAAACGUACUGCCCGAAGGAAUGCGGAUUUUGCAAACAAUUCAGUCCUCCGGGAUGUCAAUCGAGGAAACAUGGCUGUUGUUGGAAUAAUUUACGUGCCAGAGGGCCAAAUGGACAAGGAUGCCCAGUCUGUCGGGACUCUUAUAGACGCUUGUGCAAACUUUUUGGCCACCUAUGCUCCCAAAAGGGAACAAGUGGAAAGUUCGUUCGAUAUCACUGCUUCCAAACAUGUGGAUGGUGUGACAAGGUUGCUCAGCUCAGAGCUGAAGAGUCAACCGGUGCUGUGUAGUCUAUGGAAGUUCUCUGUUGCAACCAACUAUUAACAGUGUCUUGGUAUGAAACCUUUGAAGUACUGCAGACA